Messenger RNA from Rasamsonia emersonii CBS 393.64, 291 nucleotides. RefSeq lists its product as uncharacterized. The transcript has 7 exons. NCBI's taxonomy places the organism in Eukaryota, Fungi, Ascomycota, Eurotiomycetes, Eurotiales, Trichocomaceae. The record is from RefSeq and is a predicted model, not a curated record. The coding region runs from base 1 to 291 and encodes 96 amino acids.
AUGAAAGUAUCAUUUCUCUUCUCUGACUGUUCCUACUACAACACUAGAGAGAGAGGCAGAGAGGCAGAUUCCCAGCUAUCCGAAGAAUCUCAAGAAUCUCAAGACUAUUCUAUUCUAUUCUAUUCUAUUCUGCUAUUUAUCAGAUCACUACGGAGGCAGACAGGUAAAUACCUACCUAAGUAUAACAGCACAGUAGUGAUCGUGAUAGUAAUAGUGAUGCACUUGACUGACCUCACUGCUGUACUCCGUAAUUACGAAGUAAGUACUUACUCCGUCCUCGUAUUUGAUUAA